AUUAGCGCUUUGUUGCGUCAAAACACCGGUGUUUGUAUGAGGAUCCAGCCUAAAUAGACAUAACUGGACUAUAAUUAUAAUGGAAAACACAUUCGACUGUCUAUCUUUUCGAUGAAACCGUGGAAAGAAUUUCACGCCCUCUGCACCUAAAAUACUUUCGUGUGUGACAGGCUUUAUUUAUUUACUAUUUGGAGUAAAUUAGACUUGAAACGUAAUCCGAUCGUGAAAGAAACAUUCUUUCCUCCUCCGACUGCAAUCCUUACAUCUUUGCUAUAUCGAAAGCAGCUAUGUCCAAUGAAGAACGUUUGAGGAAACUUUUGUCAGAUUUGGGAAAAGCUACUCUUCGUGGAGUUCGAAAAUGUCCAAAAUGUGGAACUUAUAAUGGAUCACGUGGUCUUUGUUGCAAGAAUAAAUAUUGUGAUGCAGUGUUCAAGGAACCUGGCGAAAAGCGAAAACUAUCGACAGAAGCAUGUAAACUUAUUACAGGCUCGACAGUGCAAGUAUUUUCUGUACGAGUCAAGGAUAAGGGACCUGAUUAUCGUGGUUUUGUACAGUUACCAAUGAUAAAUUCUACUAUUUCAAAUGAUAUUACAACGCUUAUUUCACAAACUGCAUUGUGUUUCGUGGACAGUUGUGAGAGGAGUUUCCAUACCAGUGUUCUCAAAUGUCAUGAGAAAGAUUAUUCAAAUACCAUACUCACAUGCCAGCACAUUCAAGCAGCAUUAAAGUGUUAUGCGGAAGCACAGCCAUUAACUUUGAAAAAUUCUGUUUUAUCAUCAUGGAAUGUAAAUAAUGAAACAAAGCAAGAGAUAUGGUUGUUGGCAACAGAAACUUCUGGUCCUCUAGUACAAAGAGUUUCAAAGAAUAUAAUGGCAGUGAAAUGUAAAGCUUCCUCGAAACAUCCCUUAGGCUAUCUUCAUUUCUUUUUUGUUAGUAAAUUAAAAGAUAGAAUAGAACAUCGUUACUUCUGUAAUUGUACUACAUUUAAAGGUACAACGAAAAUAGGUGGAGAUAAAGUCGAUGGUACUUCAUUAUCGCAACCAAAACGAUGCGUACAUUUUUAUGCAUGCAUUUGUGCUUUUGCUAGUGAUCCAAAGCUAUCUGACGAAUUUAGUUAUUAUGUAAAUCUUGAUCAAAUGCAAUCUAGUAUAGAAAAACCUCUUGCAACCAUAGUGCAAAAUGAACUGGAAGAUAAGAUUGUUGAAAUUGAUCUGGAUAGUCUAACCGCAGAUGAAACUGAUACACAUCUAUUAAUUUUUCGUGAUGAUACUUUAACUGUACAAAGUUUGGAUGGAAAUAAAUUAGAUUUAGAUUCUAUGAAUUUAGAUUCUUCAAUUUUAUCGCAUGGCAUUGUUGAAAAUAUAGAAGUGGAAUGUGAUCGUAGUUUAUUAGACGAUAAUAAUAUAGUAUCGCAGGUUCAUAAUUUAGAAGUAGUUGAUCAAAAUGGUGUCUAUCUGGGAGGAGGCAAUACGAUAAAGAUACUGGAUGAUCAAGGAACAAUUGAUACAAAAUACAAUGUAUUGAAUAAUAGUCAGUAUGUAUUAAACGAUAACAUAAAAAUUUUGGAUCCAAAUAUGUUAAAGGUUCUUGAUACUAAUACUACUGUUUUGGACGUGACUAAUGCAAAACUUGUUGAUAAUAAUACUACUUUAAAUAAUAGUAUAAAACUAGUUGAUAGAAAUGCAGUAGUACAUUAUAAUAACAAAAGUAUGUCAAAUCCUGAAGUUAAUGCAGCACAACCAACAAUUUCGACGAAACGAAAAAGAGACGAGAAGCAUGUAAACAGUAAUUUAAAUUUGAAUUCAAUUGAGCCGAGAAAGACGAAGACAAAAUCGCAAAUUGUUAAGAAAUAUCAAAAUACUUGUGAUUAUUUAGAUGAGACCAGCACAAACUUGCCAUUUAUUAAAUGGCUUGCUUCAAUAACUGAGCGAAUAAAUCAGACGAUGCAUUUUCAAUUUGAUGGCAAACCUGAUCCCCUAGUAUUCCAUGUACCGCAGAUAUUCUUCGAUUGUUUACGCGAACGAAUAUCUUGCGGCGGCAAGAAGAAACGCUUGCCUAAUUCAACAACAGCGUUUGUUCGGAAAGAUGGAGUACCACUGGGAACGUUUACUAAAUACACAUGGCAGAUUACAAAUAUCUUACAUGUAAAAAGUAUCUUUGAGACGCCAUAUAUACCUUUAGAAAUAACGAGAAGUUUCGUGCAGAAUGCAGAUGGAACGUAUGAAUUAUAUAAACGAGAAGAAACAGAAAUAGAUCGUUUCAAAAAAACAAAUAAUAAUGCAUUAAUUAAACCAUUAGAGUUGAAAACAUAUCUAAAAGUGGGAAAUACUUCUCCGAAUCAAGUCGAACCUACACCAUUCUUAAUAGAAUGGAUACCAGAUAUUUUGCCAAUUUCGAAAAUCGAUGUAUUUUGACAAUCUCGUAUGACAAAAAAAAGCACAUUUCGUGAGACUCACGAACAC
Messenger RNA from Pogonomyrmex barbatus (red harvester ant), 2462 nucleotides. RefSeq lists its product as uncharacterized. Lineage: Eukaryota; Metazoa; Arthropoda; Insecta; Hymenoptera; Formicidae. The record is from RefSeq and is a predicted model, not a curated record. Gene Ontology annotation, cellular component: nucleus.